AUGCCGCCCAUAACCUUCACAAGUGAAGAUUUCCAUGCCCCAGAUCUGGAACAAGAUGACCCCAUGGUGAUCACUUUAGAAAUCGCCUGCUACGAAGUCAGCAAGGUGCUUAUAGAUCAAGGAAGCUCCGUCAACAUCCUGUAUUGGAAAACUUUCCAACAGAUGGAUCUGUCAGACGAUCUUAUCGUACCUUUUCAUGAGCAUAUAGUAGGGUUCGCUGGUGAGAGGGUGGAUCGUCGCGGUUAUGUUGAUCUGCGCACGCGCUUGGGCACCAGUAGAGAAGGUGAAGAAAAGAAGGUGAUAACAGUCCGAGCAGAUCAGAAGACGGCCAGAGAGUGCUAUGUGGCCGGAUUGAAGUUGUAUCCUCGAGCCUGCAGAGCGAAGGUUGCACGGUCGGAGUUGGCGAUGGCCAAUUUGGACCCAAGAAUAAACACGGAUGAUCGAAUCGAACCCCAUAAGGAGUUACAUCCGAUUCGGAUAGGAGUAAAAGACGGUCAAACCACCAUGGCAGCAAGCGGCCUGGACCCGAUUCUGGAGAAAGAGUUGAAAACGAUUCUAUUAAAGAAUCGAGACUUGUUCGUGUGGAGCGCGACGGACAUGCCUGGUAUCCACCCUUCAAUAAUGACACAUAGAUUGGCCCUGUUCAAGGAGGCGAAGCCGGUGGUGCAGAAAAAGCGAAGGUUGGGGGCCGAGAAGGCGGCGACCGUUAAUAACGGGGUAAAAAAGUUAAAGGAGGCGAGCUUCAUCCAUGAGGUGACCUAUACCACAUGGUUGGCAAACGUAGUAAUGGUCAAGAAAACCAAUGGAAAGUGGCGAAUGUGUACCGACUACACCGACCUUAACAAGGCGUGUCCAAAAGAUUCUCAUCCACUUCCUAACAUAGACAGCUUGGUUGAUGGAGCGUCCAAUCACAAGAUGCUGAGUUUUCUCAAUGCAUACUCGGGCUACAAUAAGAUACCCAUGCACGCGCCAGAUCGGGAGAAGACAACAUUCAUAACCGAUAGGGGAAAUUAUUGCUAUGAUGUGAUGUAG
Molecule: messenger RNA, 1032 nt
Organism: Vigna radiata var. radiata (mung bean)
Lineage: Eukaryota; Viridiplantae; Streptophyta; Magnoliopsida; Fabales; Fabaceae
Exons: 2
Coding region: 1-1032 (343 amino acids)
Source: RefSeq, a predicted model, not a curated record